Molecule: messenger RNA, 636 nt
Organism: Lithohypha guttulata
Lineage: Eukaryota; Fungi; Ascomycota; Eurotiomycetes; Chaetothyriales; Trichomeriaceae
Exons: 1
Coding region: 1-636 (211 amino acids)
Source: RefSeq, a predicted model, not a curated record
AUGUCCAACCAAGAGGGACCGUGGACGGUCCCAACCUGCUCCACUGAGCCACUGCAUAGAUUACUCGACUUCGAUCGUUACCAAUUGCGUUACGAAGAGGACACUGUGCCUGUUCACGUAGCUCUUCACGACACGACUACCUCUCUACGACACUGUCCCCACAACGAAUACUCCCUGUAUCUUCACGGUUUUUAUCAGACCAUCGCAGCGAGAUUCCUGCUUACGAUCGAGAAGACGAGCGAUCUUCACCAACAGCUGGUGUGCACUUCAUAUAGCACACACACUCAGGGCUAUUGGAAGACCUUACUCAGCCUCAAUCGAUCAUACAACGACGGUGUCUUAAGCGACUAUGACAUUAAUGUUGAUUAUGUCUACCUCAUGGUGCGUGGACUCUCGUGCCUUCCAGUACCGUGGUUCUACAUGACGCCCAAUCAUCCCUUGCUUGCCAACCUCACCCGUCCUCCUGCUCGGCUGAGCUUGCCCAUGUCGCCGGAUACGUCAAAGGCUCUAGUGGUUACCGAGAUCAACAACGGAACAGCGUAUGAAGAGAACAACAAAAAUGAAGGUGGCGCAAGCGGCGAAAGUGAUGAAGAAGGACGAUAUGAAGACGAAGGUGGCGCAAGCAGUUCGGCUUGA